Molecule: messenger RNA, 2784 nt
Organism: Terrapene triunguis (Three-toed box turtle)
Lineage: Eukaryota; Metazoa; Chordata; Testudines; Emydidae
Gene: ALX1
Product: ALX homeobox 1
Exons: 4
Coding region: 1503-2489 (328 amino acids)
Biological process (GO): embryonic skeletal system morphogenesis; negative regulation of DNA-templated transcription; positive regulation of transcription by RNA polymerase II
Molecular function (GO): DNA-binding transcription activator activity, RNA polymerase II-specific; RNA polymerase II transcription regulatory region sequence-specific DNA binding
Source: RefSeq, a predicted model, not a curated record
ACCUCUGGUGUGGGCGCUUUUAAUACUAAUGUGAAAAUUAGGGACGGUUUUUUCUUGUUCUGUUUCCGCAGUUUUUUAGUAAUCGACUCUAUCAGAUGUACUAUUAGUAAAUAUGGCCCACAUAGUGUCAUGUGUUUUAAAAGGUCAGCAUCGAUCUCAGUGGAAAAUUGGGCUUAAAACUGAUGAUAUGGCAUAUAAAUGUGAAAAAUUGAACAUGAUUUUGAAGAAAACCCAAUCUGGAGGGACAGAAGAGAACCUUAUCACUGAAAUAUCGAUUUCUUUGAGAGGAGGAGUGUUGCAAGGUGGGAUCUAAGUUUCUCUGAUGAUUAAAUAAUUAGAUCAUAAUUCGACCGAAAGAGCAGAAAAAGGCAAUUUUCCGCUCUCUCCUGAUUAGGGUCUUUUCUAAAUAUUUUUGUCUUCAAAAUGUAAAUCUGUCUCUUUUUCUGUUCUGAAUCCUCCACGUUAUGCAACGGGAAAAAAACAAGAAAGUUAAAAGCUUCACGAUUUAUGUGCUUUGUCUAUAGUAUACCUCUUUUAAAUAUAGGUGUUAUUUUUUCUCUUAAUACUAUUUUUGUUGCAGUGACUCGGCGAUCAUUUCCCCAAGAAGCAAUAAAGGGGCGACUAGACGUUUUCAAAAUGUGAUUCCCCCCUUAAAGUCGUUACAUGUUUUAAGAUCUAGAAUGCUUAAGAUAAGGGAAACAUUUAGUCUCUUUAUACGCAUACACAAAACCAGAUUUCGAGUCUGCACGGUAAGUAACAUAUAAGGGAUGGAGGAGCUAGUUUUCUCUUGGGCUAAUUUCUGAUGUAAAUUUCUUUCAUUCCUUCGAUUCUCCCAUUCACACAACCCAAACAAGCCCCAAAGCGUUUCGUUUUCUUACUUUGGGAUCAAACUCUCCAUCCGUGUGAAUAAGAAGCGGAAGAAACCCCAGCUGUUAAUUUCACAGCUCCAGAUCAUAUAUAGUCCUAUCUCUGUGUCGUUCCAAUAGAUUAAAUAAAAGCCCGUUAGAAUGGAAUUUGCCUCUGAAAAUGUAUUGCUCUAAACUUUUCGGGGAGGAGAAGCGGGAGGGGGAAUUAGCGCACUUUCCAGAAUCCCUGGAGAAAUGUGAAUCCAUCGAGGUGGGGGAAAUGUCUCUUUCCAUCUUUUUGCCCCCACCCUCCAGCGCGUCUGUGUGUCGGUCUGUCUGUCUGAAAUGGAUCUGUCUGUCUAAAGUGGGCCUGGAUCUCCCUCCAGUGUUGGGAUUAGGUCUAGAGGGAUGUGGGGUGGAGUUACACUGGUUGCCUAUUUUCAUAUUCAUUAGAAAUGGGAGGUUGCGCAAGGAGCCCUGCUGAGCUUCAAGAUAUAAGAGCAACUUCGGGUUCCCCCUUUCAAGACAAGACAAAUCAAAGGAUCAGAGGCAAAGCAGCUCCCUGAGCUCUGGAGGUCUCUUCCCCUUCCCUCCCUCCCCCCACCCCAGCUCACAGUCCAGCCUCUGUCUAGGGAAGAGGCUCCCAAGCAGCUUUAGAUGAUUAUGGAUUUUCUGAGCGAGAAGUUUGCCCUGAAGAGCCAGCCGACUAAGAACAGUGACUUUUACAUGGGAGCAGGAGGCACUUUGGAGCACGUUAUGGAAACUUUGGACAAUGAGUCCUUUUACAGCAAAACUUCAGCCAGCAAAUGCGUGCAGGCCUUCAACCCUCUGCAAAGGACUGAGCAUCAUGUGAGGCUCGAGAGGACAUCUCCCUGCCAGGACAAUAAUGUGAACUAUGGGAUUACUAAAGUAGAAGGACAGCCUCUUCACACAGAGCUGAAUAGGCCCAUGGACAAUUGCAACAGUCUUAGGAUGUCUCCAGUGAAAGGGAUGCAGGAGAAGGGAGAACUGGAUGAACUGGGAGAUAAGUGUGACAGCAAUGUCUCCAGCAGUAAGAAGAGGAGACACAGAACGACCUUCACCAGUUUGCAGCUGGAGGAACUGGAGAAAGUGUUCCAGAAAACACAUUAUCCUGAUGUAUAUGUAAGAGAACAGCUAGCUCUGAGAACAGAGCUCACUGAGGCCAGAGUCCAGGUUUGGUUCCAAAAUCGAAGAGCCAAAUGGAGAAAAAGAGAACGCUAUGGACAGAUCCAGCAAGCUAAAAGCCAUUUUGCUGCCACCUAUGAUAUAUCUGUUCUACCACGGACUGACAGCUACCCACAGAUUCAGAACAAUCUGUGGGCAGGAAAUGCAGCUAGCAGCUCGAUGGUCACUUCCUGCAUGCUACCGCGUGACACUUCCUCCUGUAUGACACCUUAUUCCCACUCACCCCGGACAGAUUCUGGCUACACAGGCUUUUCAAACCACCAAAACCAAUUCAGCCAUGUGCCCCUCAACAACUUUUUCACUGACUCUUUACUUUCUGGGGCUACCAACGGACACGCAUUUGAAACCAAGCCAGAAUUUGAAAGGAGGUCCUCCAGUAUUGCAGUUCUACGAAUGAAAGCCAAGGAGCACGCUGCGAACAUUUCCUGGGCCAUGUAAUAUCAUAGUACACUUUCUUUUUUCUUAAGUAGCAAACUAAAAACAUCCUUAUUUCCCAUAUUUAAAGGACACAACAAUAAGCUGCUGUGUUUGGAAAUGCUAGAGGUCAGGAUAUACAUUGAAGCCUGCUUACAUAAAUAUCCUAUAUUAUUUAACAAUAAAACUAAAGGAUAAACCUGAAUAGAUUUACCAAUCUCAACCAUCCCUGUUUUUUGUUUUUUAUAUUAAAACAUGUUUUAUUGUACCAGUUGAUGAAAUAUGAUUAUAAAACCUGCAAAAAGAAUAAACCUAUUAA